CGCUCUCUCUCUCUCUCUCUCUCUCUCUCUCUCUCUCUCCCUCUCCCAGCUACUUUGGCAAAACCCUUGUCGAAAUACUAUUCCCUUCGAACCAUUUCGAUACAAAUACUCGUCGUUUAUUUGAUUUCAUUAUUUGAUUUCAUUAGCUUCUUCUCGUCAAUCCUCGCCAUGGCCUUCAGAAAGUCUUGCGUUGCCUCGCUGAUUCUGCUCUUGCUUUUGCUCCUCCAUGUUGUAGAAGCUCAGAAGACGAUGGAUAAAACUGGAGAGCCCGCUCCUUUCCAGCCCAUAGAUUGUGGAGCAGCUUGCGAAGCGAGGUGCAAGUUGUCGUCGAGGCCGAACCUGUGCAAGAGAGCGUGCGGGAGUUGCUGCGCCAAGUGCAACUGCGUGCCCCCCGGCACGGCUGGGAACCGAGAAACCUGUCCUUGCUACGCGAAUCUCACCACCCGCGACCUCAUUCCCAAAUGCCCUUGAAAAAAAAAAGAAAAUUCUAUUUGUUCUAUGAAUUCAUCAAAUUCUGAUGUUUCAUUUCUCUUGCUGCUUGCUAGCGAAAUUGUAUCGACUUCUCUGGUGGGGUUUCUUGUAAUGAUUUUUUAGUGUCAAUUUCAUCAAUAAAUUCAGCUAUGACAAAUGA
Messenger RNA from Eucalyptus grandis, 631 nucleotides. Its product is annotated as snakin-2. Lineage: Eukaryota; Viridiplantae; Streptophyta; Magnoliopsida; Myrtales; Myrtaceae. The record is from RefSeq and is a predicted model, not a curated record.